This is a messenger RNA of Myotis davidii, 1922 nucleotides long. It is a transcript of the gene ADAMDEC1, whose product is annotated as ADAM-like, decysin 1. Lineage: Eukaryota; Metazoa; Chordata; Mammalia; Chiroptera; Vespertilionidae. Gene Ontology annotation, molecular function: metalloendopeptidase activity. The transcript is spliced from 13 exons. Bases 13 to 1311 code for a protein of 432 amino acids. The record is from RefSeq and is a predicted model, not a curated record. Gene Ontology annotation, biological process: proteolysis.
GACCACAUCUUCAUGCUGUGUGGGACUUCUCAGCUAGCUGCAGUCGCCAACAUGUCUUUGGUCCUGCUCUCUGUUCUCUGGUUCAUUGUACAAACUAAAGCAAUAGCCAUAAGGCAAAUACCUGAAUUUGAAGGCUAUGAAGUAGUUCAUCCGAAAAAACUGCAUAUUUUACACAAAAGGGAGAUACAGAACAACCAAACAGAGACACAUGAUAAAGAGGAAAAAUAUGAACCUGAACUUCAGUAUCAGAUUAUGUUAAAUGGAGAAGUCAUUCUCUACCUACAGAAAACCAAGCAUCUCCUGGGGCCAGACUACGCUGAAACUUACUACUCACCCAGAGGCGAGGAAAUCACCACAAGUCCUCAGACCAUGGAACACUGCUACUAUACAGGACACAUCCUGAAUGAUAAGAAUUCUGUUGCCAGCAUUAGUACUUGUAAUGGGUUGAGGGGAUUCUUCACACAUCGUGAUCAAAGAUAUAUGAUUGAGCCUCUGAAAAACACAGACCAAGAAGAACAUGCUGUCCUGACAUAUAACCAGGAGGAGCCAGACCCGGCUAACCACACCUGUGGAGUAAAAAAUGUUGGCAGAAGAUACGGCCGCAUUCGGACCUCUAGGUCACUCAGUAGCUCAGAGCAAGAAUACUUUCUUCGGGCUGAGAAAUACAUUGAUCUCUUUUUGGUGCUGGAUAAAGCCUUUUAUAACAUGUAUAAGGGAAAUCUAACUUCCAUAAGAAGCUUUGUGUUUGAUGUGAUGAAUCUACUCAAUGUGAUUUAUAACACCAUAGACAUUCAAGUGGCCUUGGUAGGUAUGGAAAUCUGGUCUGAUGGUGAUAAGAUAAAGGUUGAACCCAACACAGGCGUCACCUUUAACAACUUUUUGAAUUGGCAUCGUUCCAACUUGGGGAAAAUGAAGACCCAUGACCAUGCUCAGCUACUCAGUGGAAUUGCCUUCAACAAUCGACGUGUAGGAAUGGCAAACGCAAACUCCUUGUGUUCCCCAACUUCAGUUGCUGUUAUUGAGGUUUGUAAACCUACAGUAAAUUCAAAAUUCCCAAAGGAUUUCAGUACAUUGAGCCGUUCACAUUUUGAAAAAUACAUUUUAUCUCAAAAACCAAAGUGCCUGCUGGAAGCACCAAUUCCUAAAAAUAUAAUAACAAAACCAGUGUGUGGGAACAAGCUUCUGGAAGUAGGGGAAGCAUGCGAUUGUGGCUCUCCUAAGGAAUGCGCCGAUCCUUCCUGUGAGGCCAUGACCUGCACGUUGAAACCUGCCGCCGACGCUGAUGGUGGAGAAGAGACUCUGGUUCAGUGAAUGAAUUAAAAAAUCUACUCGAGAUGCUUCUUGCCAGGACAAGAGUCAAGAAAUCUAAACAUACCAGAAUGCUUAUGUAUGUUCACCUUUGCACUUAGAUGUAUUUUGCUUUUUAUUCAUCAUUAUCCUUUCUAUGUUUUUACCAGUCCAAAUAACAGGGGAAUAGAGGUACUUAAAGAAAUUGCCUGUUUUCUAAGACCUAGUUUUUAAUGCAUUUUUUAGGAUCAUGAAGCUGUUGUUUAGCUCAGCUCUUUGGAAAAUCAAAAGAAAUUAGCUCUUGACAAAAACACCUUAAAAUACACCAUGGAAUUAUUCAGAGUCCAUCUAGAAUUGUAAAAGUACAGGGGACUUGUAUUUUAACCCCACUUUUAUUUUAUUAGUUUAUAACCCAUGAAAAAAAUAGCACUGGGACUUGAUGAGCAAAACCCUUGGUUCAUGUGUCAUUUAUUACUCCUCUGUCUUCUAUUUGCCUUGCUCUUAGAAAUGUGGUAUUUUUCUAUAUCGUGUCAAGAGUAAUUAAAUAUAAACAUUUUUAAUUGUAGCACGCAUAAUCCUUUUCCCAGCACAGACACUGUGAAUUUUGAGAAGUCUGCAUUGCUUACAUUUUAUUU